Lecanosticta acicola is the source of this 1603-nucleotide messenger RNA. Lineage: Eukaryota; Fungi; Ascomycota; Dothideomycetes; Mycosphaerellales; Mycosphaerellaceae. The record is from the annotation of a GenBank genome assembly.
AUGGCCACAGAAAAGCUUCUCUCCGUCGAAGAGAUCUCCGAACAUAACACACCAGACGACUGCUGGAUUGUCGUAGACGGCAAUGUAUGGGACUUGACUGAAUUUGCUCCCGAGCAUCCUGGGGCACCGGAAAGCAGGUCCCUUCACUCCCCGUCUGAGGAGUUGUUACCCUUCUGAUCACCUUGGCAGUCAUAUGGACCCACGCCGGCCGCGACGCAACGACCUCCUACUCCUCCGUCCAUCCACUCUCCCUCCUAUCGAAGAGCCUCUCUCCCUCGAAAUUAAAAGGUCGUCUCGAUACCUCAACCAUAACAAAAGACUGGGUCAAACCUCCUCCCACGAUCACACCCCAAUUACGAUUGAACGAAAAACCACCGCUCUCCUCCAUCAUCAACGCCCAAGAUUUCGAAUCUGUAGCCGAAAGAACUAUCGCCAAAAAGACAUGGGCGUUCUAUUCUUCCGCAGAUACGGGUUGUCUGACAAGAGAUAGGAACCAGGAAUACUUUGGACGGAUUCUAUUUAGGCCGAGAUUGCUGAGGGAUGUCAAGGGCGUUGAUACAAGGACCACGGUUCUAGGACAUGAAGUGAAUGUUCCCAUAUUCGUGGCGCCUGCUGCUAUGGUAAAACUCAUACACCCGGAAGGAGAAAAAGCUAUUGCGAGAGGUUGUUUGAGGGAGAAAAUCGCACAGGGAAUAAGUACGAACGCUUCUUUCCCGGUCGAAGAGAUCGUGCAGAGUAUCCCGGGUGGAGGACAUGCAUUUUUCUUUCAGCUCUAUGUGAACAAGGAUCGUCGAAAGUCUGAAGAGCUGUUGAGACAUGUACGAAGUCUCGGAAUCAAUACCCUUCUCGUCACAGUUGAUGCUCCUAUGCCAGGAAAGAGAGAAGCAGACGAGAGAGUCAAGAUGGAUGAGAGUUUGAGUACUCCUAUGAGUGGACAGAAAGGUAGCAAUGAUCGGAGAGGAGGCGGGAUCGGGCGAUUAAUGGGAGGAUACAUUGCUCCUGAUUUUACCUGGGAUGAGUUCGGGUGGAUAAGAAAGCAUUGGGGUGGGAAGGUUGUUGCAAAAGGCGUUCAGAGUUGGCAAGACGCGAAGAUGUGUGCCGAAUUCGGUUUGGAUGGAGUUCUUUUGAGUAAUCAUGGAGGGAGGAAUUUGGAUACGUAAGUUCUUCAAGCUUUUUCUUGGGGUGAGUACUAAUGAAAGAUAAUAGGUCACCUCCGGCUAUCUUGACUUUACUGGAAUGUCAAGCCAAUUGUCCAGAGAUCUUUUCGAAGCUGGAAGUCUUGGUAGACAGCGGGAUCAGACGAGGCAGCGAUGUGCUCAAGUGUCUGUGUUUGGGUGCGACCGCCGUUGGCUUGGGUCGGCCAUUCCUCUUCGCUUCAAACUACGGAGAAGAAGGCGUUGAGCAUCUAAUCGAUAUUAUCAGAACGGAGUUGGCAACAGCGAUGGCUUUGAUCGGCAUUACGGAUCUCAGUCAAUGCGAGCCCGGGCUUGUCAGUACGUUGGAACUGGAUCCGCUGGUCAGUAGAGGAGAAGACCACCCCUACGCGAAGGGCAGGAGAAUGGAGCAUUACAAGACGUACAGGGAAGGCAGAGCAAAACUGUAG